AUUGAAAAGUGUUUGAAUACGUCUUUCGGUGGGACAGUACUUAAGUUUGUCCCUUGUUUUGUUACCUUCAGGAGAAUAUUAGUAUGUUUUUUCCGAUGGGGUUAUAGUCAGUGGAACCAAAUUGAAGGGGUUUACACGUAUCAAUCUACUUUUGGAUAUUUCGGACUGUUUAACGCAAUAGUUCAUUCAUUUUCCUUUUGACUUUCUAAUGAGACAAUAGCAUGGUUGAAGCCAAUUUUAAUCAAGAUAUCAAAACAAAACCGAAUUCCAGCGUUUGCAGUGUAAAUAUUUCUGGACUAGACACAAAAAUUCCUUCUACAUCCUUAGAACUACGUCGGAAAGUGAUUUGUUUGAUCCGUGAAGUGCUCAGCACUGUUCAGUCUUUCUAUCAUGAAGAUGUUGUCGAACUGAACUUUAUACAAAGUGGUUCUCUCUUGAUCGAGUUUUAUGAAUGGAGACGAAAGAAUACGCAAGAAUUAAUGCAGGCCCUGUGCUCUGGUCAUCUCGAUCCAGAGGAUCUCGCGCUAGUCAGUGAAUUCAUGUCCGGCCAUAUCUCAGGCGAUGUAGUUUUCCCGCCUAAUGGUUCGUUUAACCCUAGUUUACCACCGCAGCUAACACUGGAGCAUGACUCUGAAGACGACGACGAUGAGCGACGGUUAGAUGAAAACUCUCUCCUGAAAUGUGCAAUGGAAGAAGUGAACGUUUUUAAACGUGUGUUGGAACUUAAACGUGCUGGUUUAUGGUCAGCUGACGAUUCCUCCUGUGGGGCAGCAGGACCUGGCAACGACAACCCAACUAAUAUUUCUUUAGCUCCACCACCUGAGCCUACAUGUCGCACUUUUAGUGACUAUAUGUUUGCGGAAGUUAAUUGGUUGGCUGAGGAUUUCAAACGGGAACGUCAAUGGAAACGAGUUUCCGCAAAAAAGCUUGCGUUAACUGCAGUUAAAUGCCACCGAGACAAAAGUGAGCGAGCAACAAAGAUGGAAAAAGAGGAAGCUGUUCGGGUUCGGAAGACAUGCGCAUUUAUUGCAAGGAUGGUUCGCGACUGGUGGCGUCAAAUGGACAAGAUUGUUCAAGCCAAACAGCAGGUACGCCUGACAGCCAAACGUCAACAAGCUAUUUGUUCUCAUCUUGGUCAGGUGCUUGAAACUACUGAAGAAUAUACUCGUUGGUUGACCGAAGGGAUAACUACUUCUAAGCCUAAGCGAAAUGCUAGCAGUAUUAACUCAACUUCUAAUAGUAAUCAGAAGGAAAAAAUUUCAGUUAGUGAAAAUCACGAUUUGAAAUCUUAUUUAAAGCAACCAGAUGUCUCGGAUGAAGAAUUCGUUGCAGAUGAAAAAGCUCUUGCUGAAGCUGAGGAUGAUGAAGAGACUAUAGAACAAGAAGAAAAAUUCGCCUCAGAGGGACAACAAAUUUCUAAGAUAUCUCCAACUGUCGAGCUUGCAGAGUUAGAAGCUGAUGCUAAUUGUCCCUUAGAGGAUCUUUUGCCUCCAGGAUAUCUCGAUUUCCUUCAGUCAUGUUCUGCUGAAAGACAGGAUCUGUUGGACAGUGAACUUAAAGAUCAUCGAUGGCCAACGGAGAAUAGUAAAGAAACUAGUAGCACCCAGAUAACAUAUUUUCCUCUAACGCUGAAUAAAUGUAAGCUCCUAGAAGAAACUCAAAAUGAAGUCGAUAUAUCUAAUUCUGAAAAUAAAGAAACUGAUAUCCUUAAAUUGGAAUCAAACACGCCAGUCGAAGAUUCCAUAAAAAACACCAUUUCUCGUGACGAGGGGAAGGGUGAUUCUGGGGCAUUUUUAAGUGCAUUUGAUAUAGGGUCAAAUUCACAAUCACUAUCAGUUGGCGAGAAUGAAAUUACCGAUAGUGAAACAGACGAAGAAUACUCUGAUGCAAAUGAAUUUUCCUCAGUUAAAAGCAAUUCUGAAUCGUCUUUAAUAGAACUUGUGGAGCUUGAGACCAACAAUAAUACAUCCGAAACUGAGCAUGAAACUAACAAGAUACCCGCUAACAGUAACUCUGUUGAAGCACAACAGUCUUACCAAACGUUUGCAGGUGGGGAGAAUAUUGAGUCUGUUACCAAUGAAGCUCUAACUACUUCUUCAGAAGUCGGUUUGACCACCAUAUCACCUCCAUUUCUUCUCUCCGGGGGAACCCUUCGGGAGUACCAAUUAGUUGGUUUGUCGUGGCUAGUCGCCAUUUAUGAUAAGCGUUUAAAUGGAAUCCUUGCUGAUGAGAUGGGUUUAGGCAAAACCAUUCAAACGAUUUCAUUGCUGGCUUAUCUUGCUUGCGAGCGAGGUGUGUGGGGUCCACAUUUGAUUGUCGUUCCAACAAGUGUCAUCCUUAAUUGGGAAGUAGAAUUCAAGCGCUGGUGUCCAGCUUUCAAAAUACUAACGUACUUUGGUAGCAUGAAAGAAAGAAAGCACAAAAGAAAGGGUUGGACAAAGACAAAUGCUUUUCAUGUUUGUAUCACUUCGUACAGAUUGGCGAUUCAGGACGCAACUGCUUUCAAACGUAAAAAGUGGAAAUAUCUUAUUUUAGACGAGGCUCAAAACAUUAAAAAUUUCAAAUCUCAGCGUUGGCAAACUCUACUUACCUUCAAUAGUCAGCGGCGUUUGCUCCUUACUGGUACACCGUUACAAAAUUCAUUGAUGGAACUUUGGUCUCUAAUGCAUUUCUUGAUGCCAAAUAUAUUCCAAUCUCAUCGAGAUUUUCAAGAAUGGUUCGCGUCACCUAUCACAGGGAUGAUCGAAGGAAACACUGAUCAUAAUGACCUUCUCGUUCAAAGGUUGCAUAAAGUCCUGCGUCCUUUUUUACUACGACGCCUCAAAGCAGAUGUUGAACGUCAACUUCCUAAGAAGUUUGAACAUGUUAUUAUGUGCAGACUAUCACGAAGACAGCGAUUUUUAUAUGAUGAUUUUAUGUCUCUUGGGAGCACACAAGAAACACUGAAAUCGGGUCAGUUUCUGUCGGUUAUGAAUAUACUCAUGCAAUUGCGCAAAGUUUGCAACCAUCCCAAUCUGUUUGAAACCAGACCUAUAAUAUCACCUUUCCGGGUCCCUAACUCAUAUGUUACAUAUUCUCUUCCAAGACUAAUCCUUUCCAUGAGUCAUCCUUUCUUGGUUUUUGCUCCGAGUUCUAAUGGUGGUCGAAGCAUUAUUGGAUCUGCUUCUGCUUUUACUGAACCUGAUUUGGAUUGGCUGGAUCCGGCAGGAUCGGUUGCUCGCCUUCUAGGACAGACAAUGAACUUAGCAGAAAUGGCUCGUGAUUUAUCCGGCUUUGUUGCUCGUCGCUGCUAUCAGUUAUGUGCGAGGGAGAAUUUGAUUACCGUUAUUGACUCAAACGAUGUAAUAGAUGAUGUUACUUCGCAACGAAUUCAAUUUAACGCGUUAAAGAAAUCUCACAAAACUUUUGAUGAAUAUUCAGGUCAGAAACCCUUUUUCGAUUCAAAGUACAUGACUGCUGAUUACACUGAUGGGUAUUAUCCUGCACUUUCACCUCCUGCUACUAUUGAACCUACUAUCGUCAAAGCUGAUCUGCCGAAAAAUCCUUGGAAUAUUGGUAUGCCUAAGUCAUGCUUACGUCUCCGUUUUGCUGAACGGCAAAAUAGAUUGCUGUUAAUGAGUCGUGUUAAUGAACGUCGUUGUAAUAUAACUUUUAAUUCACAUUCAAAUGAUAUUGGGAUGGAUUGGGAUCAUGGAACGCACAUCGGACCUGACCUUGUUUUACUUAUCAGUCGUUUGCUACAUGAGAAGUCUGUCACAUAUGAUCGUAGAAGUGCUCGUACUUAUCCAGGUCUCAUUAAUGGCGCAACCUGUUGUCAAUUGAGCUUGUAUACGUGGCCCGUCAGAAACUGUUCAUUUACUAGUAAUGAAAGUUCUAGAGUUGAUAAAGCAUCAUGUUUUGAAAUCAGUUCUCAAACAUUAGAUCUGUCAACUUUGAGAUCUCUCGGUCCUCGGGAUGCAAUCUGGUCUCGUGUGCCUCGUCCUCUUCGCAAAAUGUUGCAUAGUCCUUGUGAUUAUUUAAAUGAUUUACGCGAAGUUCUUAAAAGGUUCGUUUUUGUAGUGCCUGCUGUCAUAUCAUCGGGCUUUAUGCUUCAAGUUUCCAGUCAUGCUCUGGAGCACCAAGUUAUCAAUCAAGAAAGUCGCAUCCGAGAUAUGCUAUUAAUUUCGGGAUGUUUACCUCCUGCAUGUCUUCCAGAGAAUUCAUGUGAAUAUCGAAGAUCCACUAAUCGUCUACCACCAUUAAGUCCUCAGAUUUGGUUAAUGCCAUCAAAGUUACACCAGUUGGUUAUGUCCUGCCGCAUUCAGUUCCCUGACCCACGAUUGAUUCAGUACGACUGUGGAAAACUGCAACGACUGAAUGGUAUGUUACGUGAACUCAAGUCUGGAAAUCAUCGUGUCCUUAUUUUUACACAGAUGGCACGAAUGCUAGAUAUUUUGGAGCAGUUUUUAGCAUAUCAUGGGCAUCGGUAUUUGCGACUGGAUGGCACAACAAAAGUCGAACAGCGUCAAGUUUUAAUGGAACGCUUCAACCAGGAUACCCAGAUCUUUGUCUUCAUAUUGUCAACUCGUUCUGGUGGUUUAGGCGUGAACUUAACAGGGGCUGACACAGUGAUAUUUUACGACUCCGAUUGGAAUCCUACAAUGGAUGCUCAAGCACAGGACAGGUGCCACCGAAUCGGACAAACGCGUGAUGUACAUAUCUACCGACUUAUAAGUGAAAGAACAGUGGAAGAAAAUAUUUUGCGCAAAGCUAAUCAAAAACGUUUCCUAAGUGAUGUAGCAAUCGAAGGUGGCAAGUUUACGACAGCCUUCUUCAAGCAAAACACCAUAACAGAAUUAUUUGCAGAACCGUCAGGACUUCAGGACUUAGCGAAAAUAAAAGAUUUAUCUGCUGCUGAAUCUUCAUCGUCUUCACAAUUUGAAAAGCCAUUCACGGAUUCUGGAAGUUCAGUUCAACCUGAUGAUAAGGUCAUAGUAACUCGUAGUGGAAGACAAAUACGUCCGACAAAUGUUUCCGUGUUAGCAGCUCUCACUCCUUCACAAGAUGUUAACCACACUGAGUCAGUAGAACCUGCGUUAAAUGCGGAAGCACAGUUGGAGGCAUUGCUUGAUGCAUGUGAAGAAGAAAGCGAUCGUAUUGCUGCUCGGCGUGCAUUGGAUGAAGCGAAAGCAGAUCUGGCUGAGUUUGAAGAAAAGUCACCUAAUGAUGAUAACGGUGUUGACCCUACCAAUUCUAGCCAUAACGACGGUUCAAGUAUUCCACCAGUCAAUGAGAUCGAUCCUCUGUCGCGGCUACGCGUCAGUCGUCAGCGUUGUGAAAACCAAAAUAUGGAAGAAGAACAUGUAAUUGGUAGUACGUCAGAAACUAUUGAAGAAGUUGUUGAACGUGAGCUGAUCGGGUUCGAAUCACAGCUAAAGCCUGUAGAACGGUUUGGAGUCCGACAAGUUGAAGAGCAAAGAGAACAAAUGCUGAACGAACAAUUGGAUAUGGCUGAUGCGGAACUAAUAGAGUCUGAAAAAGUAUGGCGUCUAGAAAAGCUUAAAGCUUUGCAUGAAGCAGAUGAGCAGCGCGCUGAAUUAGAGGAUGACGAUAUGUUUUAUUGUUGCGGGAAAUACGACCCUUCUAGUCAACUUGCAGAACUGGAACGUUUAGAGCGGAUCCAAAUGGAGGACGUCGAUGAUACAGAUGCGUCACUCAAUAUUUUGGAUUCUGGUCAAGUAUUUUCUAGUGGGCGUUCGAAGUAUCCCAGGAAAAGACCGUACGACUUAUGUUUAUUCACACAGAGGAUCACCACAUCUCAGACUAAUUCAUCAACAAAAAAGUCUUCCAAAGCCUCUAGUACAGAUAAAGUGUAUAAGCGACCAAAACUAGAUAUGAAAAAGCGUCUGGAGAGUGUAAGUAGUUUUUUCCAAGUAAAUCCUUUGUUUCUUAAGCGUUUAGUGGUUAUUAGACCACUGCCUGUUACUUCAUCCUAGGCAGUAGCUUAUAUGCAAUUUAAUUUUUGUAUUUUACACUGUGAAACUUUGACGUUAUAUUGAAUGCUUCAAAUAAUUUUAAAUACUUAAUUUUGUCUAGCGAACGUAAAGUAUUUUUUAAUUUUUCACAGUAUUUCUUCACGGAUGAUAGUGCCAUGUUUCCUUUGUUGACCUAUAAUUUAGUCUGAAGAUCUGACAGUUUUGUAUUUCUUUUCAUUUUAGAACAAGAUCGUGUUUGAUGAUGAAGAAGCUGCAUUGAAGGCAAAUCAUGAUGGUAAAGGAAGUAAAAACAAGACUCAUCCCUUACAGACUGAUACCGUCAAAAGUCAAAUGGACACAUUUGUAGAAAAGUUGCAUUUUCCGCCAGUGGUUCCCAACAGAAAGUUUCAAAAUCCUGAUGCUCCUCAGAGUAGCAAUCAUUAUGCCAGACCCAAUAGUACUUGGGAUAAAACAGAUGUCAUACGACAGGAUGCAUCCCCAAGUAAGAUAGAAUAUACUAUACCUCACCAGUCAUACCAUGGGCGUAGACCACCUGAUGGAGGUGGACAUUACCUCGAUUCCUGUGGGUCAGAGCAUGCUAGGAACCAAUCUCGACAAUCCCUAGGAUAUUUGCUAUCCCAGAAGAGAACUGAUAGUUCAGUUAUAAAACCCAAUAUUCCUGAUAAAAUGCUGCGUUUUGAUGCACCUAAUCCUGCCAUUUCUUCUUAUCACUACAACCCUGAAAAUGUGGUUCAUGAGGAGGUCGUUGAAGCCAGUAAUUCUAAUGAGUUGUCUUCAAGUCAAAAGUCCAGCUACUCUCUAUCAGAUAUGGAAUACAAUGUUCCGAUAGGUAGCUCCUCUGAACGGAUACCCUCCUCUAUUGCUGUGAGUUCAUCGUUUUUGUUACUUAGUUACAAUCACCUACUCAACCCAAUUCCAGCUAAUUCUGUUAUUCACGAGGAAUAAUGUCAUAGAUAUACUGACUAAUUAGUGUACGGAAACAACCUAACAUCUGAUACAUUUUUGUAUCCAUUCAACUUACUAUAUGUUGAGUGAGGAGUAAAAGGAAACAAACAUCAGGAAAAACCAGUGUAACAAAACAAUGUUAAGUAUUUAACGCUAAUUAAAGCUGUCUACGUAAAUUCACAGUCGUGAAAGGGCUUAUGAGAAUAGUUGUCAUCAGAAUUAAUGAUAACUAGUGAUGUCGGCUAGGGAUGCUCACUGUCAUCGUUCCUGUUUCAUUUUGUUAUCAAUGCAAUAACGUGAAUGUUCCCAGCUAACUUCGAUUUUACAGGGAUUGAUCUACUCCCUCGAGGUCAAUUGGUCGAUUUGAGGUACGCAGUUGAUAUUAUUCCGUUACGUGAAGAUGCUGACAAAAUCACACCUUAAGCAGAAAUGCCUAUGUUUGGCAUGCAUUUCGUAUUUGUCAGAUGUAAGACAGUGCUUCAUGACAGGCCUACAACUACUUCCAGUUUAAGGAUAGGGAGUGAAGUGGUUGAAUGGGUUGGGUUGGGUUGACCACUUUACCUACUUGAGGAGUUGCAUUAGGCCAAAUGUGUGAACCUUCAGCUACUUAGGUGGAUUGUAAAUAUGUUGCCCAUGUCGAAGUGCCUCUCACACUGUACAGCCCCAUUUUAAGUUUGGAUUGGGUCGAGUGCAUGCUAAGGUUCGUCGGACUAAGACGAAGCGCCAGUUGAUCAAGUCUGAGUGGCAUAUGGAAGUGUAGACUUGGAGUCUUCAAGAUAAUAGGAAGGAAGGCUUGGAAACUCUCUCUGACGUGUUUGAAAUUUAAUCACUCUUUACCAUCUUCGAGUGCUCGAACAUUUUCACUCAUCUUUAUUUCUCCUCCCGUACUCUGUUGUCUAUUUUGAUAUCAAUACUAUUCUACCUUUUUGUUCUUUGUUGUUGUGACAAUUCGAACCGAUGAACGUUUGUGUGAGGUUCUGCGUUGAUUUCAGCUCACUGUCUUGACAUGCACAAGUAGCAAAUAUCUCAACCGAUUCAAUCAAUGGAGGUUCAUUUAUUCACUAAUUAAUUUACCGUGGUCUACGUUACUUCAUUUGUAAGCAGCUUUACUCUCACAGUGGUUGUCAUACACGAGGGGUAUUUCUGUAACUGUACUCGUAUUCUUCGCAGGUUUUACAAUGAUCAGACUUCGCAAUAGUUGUAGUGCAACACAGCGCAGCAUAUUCCACCCUACAUAUGUGAUUAGAAAUGGUACGGACACUGUAAUACUUUGGUCUAUAUCUUAUGAAACGGUGACACAAUAUAAGCACUUACCGUCGAUGUAGUCAGAUGACGAAAUUCUUCUCGGGCUAUUCCACUUUGUAGAUUAUUUAUGAUAUGCGGUGUUUAAACUUUCGUUAAACAGUUUGCGUUACCGAAUAUUUGACUAGCUUAUUUGAUUUAGCAUGUAGUGAAAUUAAUUUAAUGUGGAAUUGUACUCUACCACAAUGCUCACGUCAGUGAUUCAAAUUAUUGAUAUAGAACAGCAUCACGAAAUAAGAUCCUAGUGUUUAUCCAUCCUAUAACUUAUGUUUUUCUUAGGGUGUAGCAGGAGUUUCACCCAGGUGCAUGCAGUUCCCACUUCACUGGAUAAAGGCUUAAACUUUUAUCAGUUUACUUUUUGUAAAAUAAUAACCGUGGACUUACGUACCGAUAAUUCGCCUUACAUGAUACAUUAACAACGGACAUAGUCUCUCAUCAUUUGAGGUGAUAGAAAACAUUUGUGAAUCAUAGGAAUGAAUUUAGUGGUUUUCUGAUGUUAGUGAUUAUGAUACUGAAAAAUUCACGAUGAAGCCAUCCAGCUUGGAGAACACAACACAAAAAUCAGUCACCCUGCUUUACAGUAUAUAAUCUGAUCAACCAGCUUGCUUUGACGGUGGAUCCUAAAGGAUUCUUUUUAUAAGUAAACCCACUUACUGACUACAGUUAAGUUAGAACAUCUUUCCUACCUCAUCAUAUUUGUGUUUGUUUGUCAUGCAGGGUUCGGAACCAUCCUCUGUAACAACUGGUACGUUAUGUGGUGCAAGAAGUUUCGUACCGAUAAAUACCACUCCACCCAUACUGCAUCUACGAACUAAAUACCAAACACCACCCAGUAUACCGUUUCGUUUGUUGAGCCCAACAGCUCCCUGUAUUCAGCAUCCUCCGGAACCUGUGAUUCCCGUUCAAUCCAUUCCUGAUGGAAGCCAUAUAAAUUUAACAGCAAAGCAAGUAUUAGUCCCAACGGGUCAACCAGUAUUUGUAAUUACUCGUCAGAUGAAGACACCUACAGGUGAGGUAUAUCAACAACGAUUCACCCAUCCAGUUAUACCACCGCCACAAUUUGCGCGAAUGGUUUGUCGAUUGCAAAAGCCCUCAGACAUUUCUCACGCCUCUACACCCUAUGAAACAAAUCGAGUUCGACAACCUGAACCAACAGCUGAAUCUACAGUUGCAUGUCCGUCAUCACUAAUCAGCAAUCCAGUUCCUGUGGGCAUAGUUAUGAAACCAACCUCUACAGUCACAAACACACAAAGUCCAUCACCUGAUUCAGGAUUACGGAAUACGAUAACAACUGUUAAACACUUCACUCAGCUCCCUCGACCUUCAGUUAAUGGCAUUAGGUGCGGGACAAGCAUUCCUGUGAUAAGAAUGAUUAACUGUGACGCCAACAAGACAACUCCCAUUAUACGGUUGAUUAAUCCGGAAGCGAAUUACAUAAACAAUGAUAUGGUUAAUCAACCCAACCCUCAACCCGCACCAACAUUGCCCGUACCCUCUAAUGCUAUUCGAGUUGGAAACGCUGUACGACUCAUGCCCAACCACAUAUCCAGUGCCAAUGCGCAGGUGAUUAAGUUACAAAGAGUGGUGUCCAACUUAACGUGUUCUAAAGAUACCUGAUCUGUUAAUCAGUCAGUAAAUUAGUCUGCGAUGUACAUAAGCUAAUUGAAAUACUGUAUUUAAAUUGUACAAUAUUGUAUAGUUAUUUUAUGAGAUAUUUGUCCAUAAUAAAAUCUUAGGUUACUGC
Heterobilharzia americana is the source of this 9966-nucleotide messenger RNA. Lineage: Eukaryota; Metazoa; Platyhelminthes; Trematoda; Strigeidida; Schistosomatidae. The record is from the annotation of a GenBank genome assembly.